Molecule: messenger RNA, 783 nt
Organism: Sorghum bicolor (sorghum)
Lineage: Eukaryota; Viridiplantae; Streptophyta; Magnoliopsida; Poales; Poaceae
Product: small RNA-binding protein 11, chloroplastic
Exons: 4
Coding region: 125-508 (127 amino acids)
Molecular function (GO): RNA binding
Source: RefSeq, a predicted model, not a curated record
GAGAGCCCAAGCCGUGCUUUGCCUGUGCGCCGUCUCGUCUCGUGCCCUACUACGCCUCGCCUCGCCUGGCCUCCGUGCUUCCGUCUCACACGCGGCUCCAGACUUCCGAAUAAAAGGGGCAGCCAUGGCCAUGGCGGCGCUGCGGGAGGCCUCCCGCUGCCUGGCGUCCAGGGGGAGCCCUGCGGCCGCGCGAUCCAUGCUCCUCGCGCAGUCGCGCGGCAUCACUUACAAGCUCUUCGUCGGAGGUUUAUCACAAUUUGCAACGGAGGAAAGCCUAGCAGAAGCAUUCUCACGUUACGGACAAGUAAUAGAAGCUACCGUCGUCAGGGAUAAGGUGACCGACAUACCAAAAGGAUUCGGCUUCGUGAAAUUUGCCUCCCCGGAAGAAGCCAAUAACGCGAGGGAAGAGAUGAACGGCAUUGAACGGCCGGGUCAUAUACGUGGACAUCGCAAAGGCCAAACCGGACCGUGCUACAGAUGCUCUCCCAAUAGCGAGAGGUCCUCCUAAGCCAAUUAGCAACGGCUGAUAAAGGAAGGCCCUGGUUUGUAGUUUACAUACUUCCUCAGAUAUGGAUACUCUUAGAUGAAACGUGAAGUGCAAUAUUCUGCAGAAUUUCGAGGUUUUGCUUGAACAUAAAUAAAGUUCAUUUACACAUCCUGGGUACUCGUAACAUGCUUGUCCGGAUGAGAUGCUGUGUGUUUCUUGUCAUGACAGGUGCUGCUUUAAAUCCGUAAUGCCAGCGGCCACGAGACAUCUACUAGUAGAUGUGGUUGCGGAUGGUA